Molecule: messenger RNA, 1572 nt
Organism: Salmo salar (Atlantic salmon)
Lineage: Eukaryota; Metazoa; Chordata; Actinopteri; Salmoniformes; Salmonidae
Source: RefSeq, a predicted model, not a curated record
CUUCCUUCCUUAUUUCCAACUCGACUGAGGCAGCUACUGGAAACCAUUUCACAAUUGUGGAGAGUACACUCCCAAUAAGGUGGAAAAAUGUAAUGAGAAAGUGAGAGAACAAUUGAAAAACUAAGAAGAACAAUUUGUAUACGCCUAGUAAAACACAAUAGUUACUGCGCUAAUAAUGUUGGGUCCAGCUUCCUGAGGCACCAGGACAUUGUGUUGGGGCUGCUCUAUGGAACCCGUCCUACUAUUCUAUGGGGAAGAAAGAAAUGUACAACUGUCUGUUUCUCUCAUUGACCUGUCUAUGCAUUCUCCCGGGUUAUGAUUCAGAGGAAUGUGUGACUUCUGUCUUUGCAAAGAGAAGUUCUGUUGACGUACCAAAGGGGGGCACUCUUUCCUUAUCCUGUGUUGUUCAGCAUUGUGGAGAUGAUGGCUGGACAGGGGAUGGGGGCUGUCAACAGAGGGACAGUUCCUUCUCUUUAGUCCCACUCCAAGGCAUCAUCUCUCCAAAGUCACACUGACAACCAAUAGUACUCGUCUGCUCAUGGACAUCCUCAACGUCAACCAAUCAGAUCACGGACUGUACCAAUGCCAGAUCACCUGGGUUGAGGGAUCCACCAGUGUUGGACAUAUGACAUAUGUGAACAUCACUGCAGCCAUACCACCCACAUCCGUGAGGAAGGUCUAUUCCAGGGUGGCGGUGUAUGUAAGUACCUGUUUGGUAAUCACCCUGGUUUUGGGUCUGGCUUACCAUAUAAGAUCAAAGGUCCCAUCUCAGCCGCCACAAAUAACACCGCCCAAGCCCCCACCACGCUCCCAAAGUGCACGCAAGGACACGCCUCUCACACCCAGGCCUAAACCAAAUAUAGAGUUGGUCUAUGCAGCUCUUUCAAAGGACUGCCUUGAACAGCGGAUUCCUAAUCCUCAACGAAAACCUUCACAGCUCACAGUCUACUCCUCUCCCCGCUUCUCCUGACUCACUGUUUAAUGUGGGAUGGACAAUGUAUGGCCAGUCAGACUUUUAUAUUGUAGAGACCUCAACCCAGCUCCUACCCACUGGGCACACACUAGUUGAAUCAACAUUGUUUCCACGUCAUUUCCAUGAAAGUACAUUGAACCAACGUGGAAUAAACGUUGAAUUGACAUCUGUGCCCAGUAGGUAGUGACCUCGUCAAAUGGUUCGGAUCUCUUGUCGUAAAGGCUAAUGUGUUGAGUUGAUAGUCGCUGGACCGAGGUUCGAGUCCAGUAGAACUGAUGUUCCAUACCAAAAUAUUGCCACUUUUAAGAAAAGUUGAGCAAAUUGUAUUAAAUGUUGACCCCUCAAAACAAUGUUCCAUGUAAAGCAGACCUGGGUUCAGACACUAUUUGAAAUAUUUCAAAUACUUUGAGUGUUUACUCUAGCCUGCCUGGGGGGCCUGAGGGGUGAGAUUUGCCGUUUUUGGACUAUUCUAUUGGUCCAUUAUGCCAGGCAUGCUCAAUCAAGCACAUAUACAUUAUUUAAGAUGAUUUCAAAUAGUAUUUGAACCCAUGUCUAAAGCAUGCUAUCUCCCUUUUAUAAUAAACAGACAAAAACAAUCA